AUGCCUAGCCUGUUAGAGUCCUCAGCCGAUGGCGAUUUUGGGAAGAAGUCUGUCGUGGCCCUGCAGAAGUUCCUGAACCAGGAGGGCUUCUACUGCGGAACUGAAGAUGGUGAUUGGGGCAACACAACUGAGAAAGCCCUUCAGCUCUUCCUCAAGGAUGAAGGAUAUGAUGUGGACUUCAAAACGGGGGUGAGGGACGGCGGCAAGAACACCGAGCUGUUCCAGCAGUUCCUGCAGGACGAGGAUCAAGACUGCAAGCCUGAUGGGUCAUGGGGCAAGAAAUCUGCCAAAGCCCUCCAGACCUUCUUGAAGAAUGAAGACCUGAGAGAGGAGCCGCCGUUGUACAAAGGCAAGGAGGACGGGGAUAUGGGUGCUGCGACGAUCCUGGCGUUGCAGAAGUUUCUGACGCAACGAGGCUACUCCCGAGGGAUCUAG
This is a messenger RNA of Symbiodinium natans, 435 nucleotides long. The record is from the annotation of a GenBank genome assembly. NCBI's taxonomy places the organism in Eukaryota, Dinophyceae, Suessiales, Symbiodiniaceae.